Musca vetustissima is the source of this 1363-nucleotide messenger RNA. Its product is annotated as mitochondrial import inner membrane translocase subunit TIM44. Gene Ontology annotation, biological process: protein import into mitochondrial matrix. Gene Ontology annotation, molecular function: protein-folding chaperone binding. The record is from RefSeq and is a predicted model, not a curated record. NCBI's taxonomy places the organism in Eukaryota, Metazoa, Arthropoda, Insecta, Diptera, Muscidae. Bases 71 to 1363 code for a protein of 430 amino acids. Gene Ontology annotation, cellular component: mitochondrial inner membrane. The transcript has 4 exons.
AAAAUUUAAUAAAAUAGGAAAACUAACAGAAAACUUAUAUUAAAAUACACAAUUAAUAUAAAUUUAUAAAAUGUACAAAUUUGUGGCUAUAUCGAGAAGUGGCAAUGCUGUUUUGGUCGGCAACAAAUGUUUGCAGGUGCUGCAAAAUCAGCGCUGGUAUUCUCAACCCGGCCGAAGACCUGGAUUCUUAUCGCAAUUCAUUGACAAUAUCAAAAAUGAAAUGGACAAGAACAAGGAAAUGAAAGAAAGCAUUAAGAAGUUCCGUGAGGAGGCCCAAAAGUUGGAACAGUCCGAAGCCUUACAGUCGGCCCGACAAAAGUUCAAUAUCGUUGAAUCGGAAACUCAGAAAACAUCGAGCAUACUCAAGGAUCAAUUGGGAAACAUCAAGGAAAAGGUUUCCGAUGUACUCGAUGAAGCUGUGAAAACGGAAAUCGGUCAGAAGGCAUCAAAAAUUGGCGAAGAACUAUCACAGAAGGCAAAAACUGCCAAAGAAACCAUAUCAGAAAAGGGUGAAAAAAUCGGACAGACUACAGCCUUCCAGGCUAUAUCGGAUACAACGAAAAUGAUUAAACAAGAAAUGGAUGCCCAAAGCAUUAAUUCCCGUGUAUAUAGAUCUCCAGCUCGUCUACGUAAACGUAAAGAAGUCGAUUUGGCUAACGAUGAACGUGUUGUCGAGCCCAACAUGGAAGCUAUGGGUAUGGAAUUGCACAAAGAUUCGAAAUUCUAUCAAUCCUGGGAGAAUUUCAAAAACAAUAACGCCUAUGUGAACAAGGUGCUCGAUUGGAAGAUGAAAUAUGAGGAGUCGGAAAAUCCCGUUAUUCGUGCAUCCAGACUUUUGACCGACAAAGUUUCCGAUGUAAUGGGUGGCCUAUUCUCGAAAACUGAACUUUCCGAAACACUGACGGAACUGUGUAAAAUCGAUCCCAACUUCGAUCAAAAACAAUUUUUGAAAGAUUGUGAAACUGACAUCAUACCAAAUAUCCUCGAGGCUAUGGUACGUGGUGAUUUGGAAAUCUUAAAAGACUGGUGCUUUGAAAGUACCUUCAAUAUCAUUUCCACGCCAAUAAGUCAAGCAAUAAAGGCUGGUUUAUAUUUGGAUUCAAAAAUUUUGGAUAUUGAAAAUAUCGACUUGGCAAUGGGCAAAGUUAUGGAUCAAGGUCCGGUACUCAUUGUUACCUUCCAGGCUCAACAGAUUAUGUGUGUGCGAGAGCGCAGUUCCAAUAAAGUUGUUGAAGGUGAUCCCGAAAAAGUGAUGCGUGUAAAUUAUGUUUGGGUAUUGUGUCGGGAUCCCAAUGAAUUGAAUCCCAAAGCUGCCUGGAGGCUAAUGGAAUUAUCGGCAAAUAGUCAAGAACAAUUUGUAUAA